Molecule: messenger RNA, 1410 nt
Organism: Morchella importuna
Lineage: Eukaryota; Fungi; Ascomycota; Pezizomycetes; Pezizales; Morchellaceae
Exons: 10
Coding region: 1-1410 (469 amino acids)
Biological process (GO): carbohydrate metabolic process; fungal-type cell wall organization
Cellular component (GO): fungal-type cell wall
Molecular function (GO): glycosyltransferase activity; hydrolase activity, hydrolyzing O-glycosyl compounds
Source: RefSeq, a predicted model, not a curated record
AUGAACCUAGUCUUUCCAACAGUACUAGUCGGAUACCUACAACAGGCAUCAAUAGUAUUUGUGCAUUCUCUUCAUCUAGCCCUCAACAACCCAGUUACCAACUACAUACCCCUCUCCACAUCUCAAGCGUUUUGUUUGAAUAAUUUACGUCAAAAGCCAUUGCUAAAAUCUGCCUGCCGCAUCAAAAAAACAAUUACUAAAGGGUGUGUGCAGCAGGUUAGAAAGGUUCCAGAACAGGCAAACGAUAGCAGUCGCAGGUCAAAGAUUGUCCGUGGAUUCCUCCGCAGAUCUGGGCGGAAACCGGGUUGCGCCUUGGACAUCUUGCCAGGUCCAAUAAGUAACUAUAAAAACUGUCCCACAGUAUCUACCACACUCAUUUUUAAACUUCUCGAUUUACCUUUCAACCGUCGUUUACCGCAGGCUGUCAAAAUGCGCUUCUCAAUUGCUUCGAUCCUGGCUGUUUCCCCAGCUCUUCUGUCGUCUGUAGUCUCUGCGCAGACGUACUCUGAGUGCAACCCGAUGUUAAGGCGCGACUGCCCUGCAAACCCUGCACUUUCCGGUACCUACGCCCACAUCUACGGGGGUGAAGCAUCAAGCUUUAAGUACCUCGCUGGAAAAGACAUGAUUAAAUAUGGCAGCUCCGACGGUGCCCAUUUUAGAGUAGAGAAGAGCAAGGACUCUCCCACAAUUGUCAGCAACUUCUAUAUUAUGUGGGGGAAGUUUGAGGUUACUAUGAAAGCUGCUCCCGGUGCCGGUAUUGUCUCCUCGAUAGUCCUACAAUCAGAUGAUUUGGACGAGAUAGACUGGGAAUGGCUUGGGGGAAAACCUGAUGAGGCUCAAUCAAACUACUUCGGCAAAGGAAAUACUGCAACCUACGAUCGUGGGGCGUUCCACACAGUCGACAGCCAGGCUACGUUCCACAAGUACGGAUUGAACUGGACAGCCGAAAAGUUGGAGUGGCUGAUUGAUGAUGUCGUGGUUCGUACUUUGACACCUGCUAUGGUGAAGGGCGAUUACUAUCCUCAGACACCCAUGACAGCUAGAAUUGGAAUCUGGUCUGGUGGUGAUUCUGAUAAUGAGCCUGGUGUUAUCGCGUGGUCUGGCGGUCCUACCAACUACAAAGAAGGUCCUUAUGACAUGAUUGUCAAGAAGAUUUACGUCCAGGAUUACUCUUCUGGCAAAGAGUACAGAUACACUGACCAAAGUGGAUCUGCCGAUUCGAUUGAAGCCGUCGGCGGUGAAAUCGGCGCUGGACCUCAAUCUGGAGCCGGAAAUGCAGCAACCGCUACUGGAUCCCCAUCCGCUUACAACGCGCCUUCAAACAGCGGUCGUCUGCCAUCCUCUACAUCGAAAAUCCACCCACAACUCGGCCUCGCCCUCGUCGUCCUCGUCCUCCUCAGCUGGAGCUAA